AUGGCUGAGAAAUUGAAGAACGAGCAGUUGCAAGCGCAGAUCCAAAGGCUGGAGCUUGCUUCGCAGACUGCCCAGAAAGAGUAUGAGCUAGCAAAAUGUCAAAAGGAAGCAGAGACGUCAAAGUUGGAAACACUGUUGACCAAGACUUUGUCAAGAGUUGAUGAUUUGGAGAAGAUGAUGAAAGACAGUCCAGCUGAACCCCCAAAGCCUGCUGAGAAACCAAACGCACGACCUACGGAGACAAAACAAUCACAAAAGGCUAGGGUGGCUGAGCCUCAGUCUGAUUCAGAGAAAAGUGCUUCUGAUGGCGAAUCUGAUUCUGAAGAAGAGAAAAGUAUGGUCACUCCGGACGGACGGGUUCCAAUUUCUCCUGACGCCCUUCGCAUGCGAUGCAGACGCUUGUGUGAACGCAAGCCUAGCGGACGCCUGCAAGUUGAGGCAUCCAUGUCGGAUGCUUACAAAGCAGGAGGUGAGCAGAGGGAGGCGCUGGAAAUGACGCUGCUUGAGUCAUUGGCCACCCAUGGGCAUGGCCGGUCAUCCUACAAGAAGAUCAAGGCUGACUUUGUCAAGCGAUUUCGCUUGGUCAAAGAACGCCUUGAGUCCCGAGAAAGCGAGGUGCACGGGAAGUGGAUGACGGAGGAGGCAAUGAAAAAAAGCGGCAAGUAUUCACAGACGGCCAUCAAGAAUAUUACUUCCUACUGCAGGAAGUUUCCUGAAAGCUUGAUGAGGCCAGUUGAAUAUUUUUGGCUUGACACCUAUAUAGUUCAGCAUGAUACCCAAAAGCAUCCAAGAACAUCAACUGCAAACCAUUGGAGGUAG
Molecule: messenger RNA, 819 nt
Organism: Cladocopium goreaui
Lineage: Eukaryota; Dinophyceae; Suessiales; Symbiodiniaceae
Source: the annotation of a GenBank genome assembly